UUUAGACCAUCCAUGAAUUUGCGGAGUAUUCAGAUUUCGUCUAUGGGGUCCUAAGAUAUGUAUAGCCUGGCCUUGCUAACUCCAACGUGUAAUACGAAUACGAAUUCUCUAUCCUACGCGAAUACGCUAACGUCCAUGUAUUAUUCGGGGUUAUGAUUCAGCAUCUCGUGAGGGGUAGUCAAGAAAGGUGGCCAGAACAUCUCACCAAGAGUGUGCAAACAUCCAUCAAAGCUAUCCCUUGGCCCACCCUUUGUUCUUAACUCCUAUAAGUUAAAUCCAAUAGGUUGAAGAUUGAUCAUUCAUACGUACAUAGGCUAUUGCGUUUAUUACUGUUAGUGUGUAUAGGCUACAGAUGGUCUGUUUCCCUUGCAUGGGCUGAUAUAGCUUAGGUAUUGUACAAUAAGUUAGUUGAUCGGCUAAUUAGGGUAUGUCGUUCAUUGAGCUCAACUUCCCUAGUUGAACUAAAAAUAGAAGGGCUGGGAUAAAAAUAUAUAUAAAAUACCUUACGUCGGCGAGCUGGUCGUUCUAUUGCAUUCGGAUUCACCUAUUUCAUACAAAAAGGUCUUCUCUGACGAGACGACGAGCUCCUCUCAACAGAAAAUAAGGCACACUGGUAUAAUUAUUACUUAGGGCGUUCUUUAUAAUGGAGGAAUUUGCUCGCAUUCAGGAGAAGUACAGCGCGGAAGCCCAAAAGCGUAUCCGACCUGAAGGCGCUGCCCAGUUUCAGACACUGGCACAGAGCGACUCCGAUCAGUUGCGUCACCUCGCUGACGAUUUCUGGGCUGACCAUGCUGCCUUAGACGCGCUACCGUCGCCCCUUAAGCCUGGAUACUCUCCUAAGUUUCUCAUAGCAGGUGCAGGAAUAGGCGGCAUCGGGGCAGCAGUCCGACUUAUCGAGGCUGGCUUCUCAGCGGAUCAGAUUCGUAUUAUAGAGACGGCUGGCGGUAUCGGUGGAACGUGGUAUUGGAAUAGGUAUCCGGGUCUACAUUGCGACGUCGAAUCUUACGUUUACCUGCCACUGUUGGAGGAGACAGGAUUCGUACCCUCUCAGAAAUACUCCUCUGGAGUUGAGAUCAGGAAUUAUCUACAGCAGGUUGUGAAGAAGUGGAAUCUCGAGGAUAAGAUUUUGUUCAGGUCUAAACUCGACAAGAUUGAAUGGGAUGACAAUGCUCGCUUAUGGAAUUGCGACAUCACUACUGGAAGGGGACUAAGGGGUGACGAAAAGACGACUUUUCAGGCAAAGGCAGAAUUUGUUUGGGUAACUGCUGGGUUACUCAGUAAGCCCCAAGUACCAAAACUCUCCGGCGUCGGGAUCGAGGGGUUUAAGGGGGAUGUUUUCCACACAGCGCGGUGGAACUACGACGUCACCGGCGGUACACAGGACGAAGUGUUCCCAGACUUGUCAAAGUUGAAAGAUAAAAGGGUGGGUGUUGUUGGAACCGGUGCGACAGCGAUUCAAGUAGUGCCAUGUCUGGCCGAAUAUGCAAAGGAGUUAUAUGUGUUCCAGCGUACCCCCGCCGCGGUUUACGGUCGUGGCCAGAAACCGACCGACCCGGAAGAAUGGAAGAAGAUCGCUGGCCAGCCCGGUUGGCACGAGGCUCGCCGGCAGAAUUUGGCAGAAAAUAUAUCCAACUGUGCUCCGCCUGGUACCCCGGACUUGGUCGACGACGAGUGGUCUCGACAGGUUGCUUACGCGGGCCUAAUCGGUGAUCCUGAAUUUGCGUUUGUGUCUCCAGAGAAGAUACCUGAGGUUAUCGGUCAAUUUCUAGCUCGAGAUGCGCCAAAUGCAGCGCGGCUACGAGCACGGAUCGCCGAGAUCGUUAAGGAUAAAGAGACAGCCGAGAAGCUUACGCCGUGGUAUCCAGUUUGGUGCAAGCGGCCGACUUUCAGCGACACGUACUUGCAAUCCUUCAACAAGCCUAAUGUUCACCUGGUCGACACGGACGGCAAGGGGGUCGACAGCGUAACGCCGGAGGGCCUUGUCGCUAACGGCGAAGAGAUCCCCCUCGAUGUCAUCGUGUUCAGCACGGGGUAUCGCGGACCAGGUGCAGACGGAGCAGACCCAUCGAUUCACGCCGGCCUCGAGGUGCGUGGCCGUGGUGGAAAGACCGUUGCGGAGUCUUGGGCAGACAAAGGCAUGGCCACGCUUCACGGCUACGCGAACCACGGUUUCCCAAAUCUAUUCUGGCUUUCCCCCCUGCAGUCCGGCGCCAGCGUUAACCACUCACACGUGCUCGAUGUGCAGUGUAAGCUGGUCUCAUACGUCGCGGCCGCGGCUCACCAGAAAGCAGGCGGUCUGGACAAGGGUGGGGUCACGGUGGAGGUCGAAGAGGCCGCGCAGGAGGCCUGGAGCAUGAAGAUCAUGCAGGGGGCGGCUCGGUUCGCGACCGUGACGGUCUGCACACCGAGCUAUAUCAACAACGAAGGGAAGGCAGUCGAUCCGACGGCUAGCCUCGAGGAGCAGAUGAAGCGGGCACGAGCGUCGCCUUAUAGCGCGGGUCUUGUUGAGUAUAUUCGGGAGUUGCAAGAAUGGCGCGAUGAAGGCAACUUGAGGGGUAUUGAAGUCAUCGCCUCGUGAACACAAUACGAUUUGGAAGAUGGUAAAGUAGAAGUAUUUUACUACAACGUAUAACUAUUGCUUGUUUCGGGGUACGAAUCAGCACAGCGCUACCUAGUGUAUACUUGUUAGCUGUAUCAAUAAGGAAACCCAUGUCAGGAGCCUCUGUUGUAGGUGAGCGAGCCCGAUAGAGGAAAUAGACAAGGCCUGUAAAAAUGAUCUUCACUCUCAUAUCUCUAGGUACCUAAGGUAUAUAAACACAUCGGAAGGCUUUCUUUAAAGCUAAGAGACUCGUUAAUCAUUAACUACCUACCUAGGUAGUGUCAUAACAUAAGAGCAUAGGUGAUUGUCUUUUUCAUUAGUUCAAUGUAUCCCCUGACA
Daldinia decipiens is the source of this 2938-nucleotide messenger RNA. Its product is annotated as FAD/NAD(P)-binding domain-containing protein. The record is from RefSeq and is a predicted model, not a curated record. The transcript has a single exon. Gene Ontology annotation, molecular function: N,N-dimethylaniline monooxygenase activity; flavin adenine dinucleotide binding; NADP binding. NCBI's taxonomy places the organism in Eukaryota, Fungi, Ascomycota, Sordariomycetes, Xylariales, Hypoxylaceae. Bases 644 to 2578 code for a protein of 644 amino acids.